AUGUGGCCCUUCAGCUCAACCGCAUCGACGUCAGCAGCCCAAGACUCUUCUAAUCAAGCCACCUGUCCCGUCGACCAUCGAUCCAAGCCAGGAGACCAAGGGUGUAAUAAAGAAUACCAAGCCGUCCCGAUCGCCGAUUCCAAUCGACUACCGACUGAUAGAGUGAUCUCCUCGAUACCACGCUACCGCCCUGAACUCAAUCAAAAUCGACAAGCAUCAGAAAGCGAUCCUAGUCAGCAAAGUGCAUGCCCGGUCGAUCAUCUUCCGAAUCGGACAGCAGCAACAAGCGGCACGAACUCGGAGCCAGAAGUCGAACAAAACUGGAUCUAUCCCUCCCCGUCGCAAUUCUACAAUGCUCUGAAGCGGAAGAACCGGACUCCGAGGGCGGAGGACAUGUACACCGUCGUCCCGAUCCAUAAUGCGGUCAACGAGAGAGUCUGGCGACAAGUCUUGGAAUGGGAGGCCGGGUAUGGUCGCGGGGCGUUCGAUCGCUGGCCUCGCUCGGGUAAAUCCGGGCCCAUGUUGUGCAGCUUUCGGGGAAGGCCGGAAGACCUGAGCCCUCGAGCAUGGAUCAAAGUUUUGUCGGGGUACCAAGCUCCAUUCGAUCGACAUGAUUGGGAAGUCAUCAGGCCGACAGAGGAAAGGAUGCGAUACGUGGUCGAUUUUUAUCCGGGAAGAGGCGCAGAUAGUAACACGACUACCGGGUCGCCCACCGGAAACGAGCCUGCAGCCCUACCGAAUCUUUCGUUCUAUCUAGACGUCAGACCAGCGCUGGAUAAUUGGGAAGGAGUUCGAAUGAGACUCUUGCGCGCUUGGGACGAGAUCUCUGGCUUCAAGUCCUCCUCCCCUUCUCCCCCUCAAUCUGAUCAAAAAUCCUGA
Molecule: messenger RNA, 879 nt
Organism: Puccinia triticina
Lineage: Eukaryota; Fungi; Basidiomycota; Pucciniomycetes; Pucciniales; Pucciniaceae
Exons: 2
Coding region: 1-879 (292 amino acids)
Biological process (GO): cytochrome c-heme linkage
Cellular component (GO): mitochondrion
Molecular function (GO): holocytochrome-c synthase activity
Source: RefSeq, a predicted model, not a curated record